AGUCCCAGUCGCGUCGCAUAAGGCGAGGGCGGAGUAGUCGAUAAAAACACAGCCAUAUUCAAUCAGCUGCUCCUAUUUCGAUUUUUCUUCGAAAAUUAUAGAGAAAAGACUGAUAUUUUCUAGUCAAAAUCUCUUUCAAUAUAUGAAGAUGUUACGAAUGUAAAUACGAAUCGAAAAACGCUCUCGUUGGGGGAGUUUUCCUUCUCAAAUUCGUCAUUUUUCGCAUUGUAACUAAAGGUAAGAAAAAUCAAAUUCUUUGUUUAUUGUAUAUCUCUUUGUAACCGUCACGCGUGUUGUUUAUGGGUUACACUAAGGACAUAAGGGUUAUUUGGCGCAAUAUUCCUAACAAUUCUCUUUAGAAAUUAGCCAUUAUUGAUUUUUACGAUGGGGGAGCGCCAACAAAAAUCAAUUAGAAAAACAAAUAGGCCGUAAGCCAUGAGCAUUUCAUCACUUAUGAUAGAGAAUUUAUUUAUUACGAGAACUUCAAACAACCCUUCACUUAUGUUAUACCUAUUCAAAUUUUAACCAUGAAACGGCCUAACUCGGUACGUUAUUCAGUCUUUAAAUUUUUGAAUAAACAACCAACAACGCCCUCAAAAACAUAUAGAAUAAGAAAACUCGGCCGUUAAAAUCAGAUUUCCUAAGAAAAGUGGUUUUUUACGAAAUAUUUAAUCUUAUCGAAGAUAAACCAAAUUUUUACCAACAAUCGAUGACUAUUCUGACGUCAGAAUUUUCAGUAUUACAAAAACAGAUUACACUUAGUUGUACGGUAGGCCUUAACAACAGCUGACGUAAAUCGUUAAAUAUCGUUUCGGCCUUCUAGAGCUAGAAUGUGUGUUUGAAAAUGUGUGAAUAAGCUAAGGAUUUUGUUUUCUAGAAGAGAGAUGGAGCGCCAGCAGCGCAGGGACAAUCACAUUAUGGAAAAACUCAUUCCAUUACUUCAUUCCCUAGCUGAAAAAGAAGAACGUGUUUGGCAGCCUGUAUUCUAUCCGACAAUGGAUAAUAAAGGCUAUGUGACUGGUAUUAAGAGAGAUGAGGGUGUACAACUUAUGAUCUGCAUGAACCAAGCGUUCAAUUUAUUGCCAGAAUCGCUUUCAUUGGGAAUUUCUCUGCUCGAUAAAUUCUUAUCUGCUUGCAAGGUACAGGAAAAGUACAUAAAUGUGGUAUCGAUAAGUUGUUGGUUCGUCGCAGUCAAAGCUGUUGAGGAAUCACACCCUACUGCCUACGAAGUAGUCCAGCAGGCUCGCGGAAUCAUCACUAAAGCCGAACUAUUACGAAUGGAGCGCAUUGUCUUGCGUAAACUCGACUAUGACACUCGUUCUGUUUGUAGCGUUGAAGUGCUGCAUGUGUUACACUCUCUUCUUCGUACCGCACCCUCAUCAGAAACUUGCCAUUCUAAUAAUUUGAAGGCGAUGACCGUGCAGCUCCUGAAGUGCCUUUCUUGGCAUGCUUUGGGGGCCACCGUUAAACCUUCUCUUCUGGCUUUAUCUGUUAUCACCGUUCAUUUGGAAAUGGUAUCCAGUUAUUGGGAAAGCAUGGCUAAACGCUUUUGUUUAAUUUUAAACGCCGAUAUGGAAUAUUUAAUUGGUCUCAAUGAGCAAGUUGGCCAAUUUAUAGCUUCCUGCUACGAACAAAUCAAACCUGAAAGGGGUCCAACUCCAAUGGAUCAUUAUGCUAUUGAAUAAAAAGGUUUCUCCACACUGGUAUACCGUUAUUUUAUCGCAUAGCUCUGACUGUUGAUUUUCAAAAAAAAAUUCUUUUAUCAUUUUUGUUCUGAGUAUCAGCCGUAUUUAGUUAUUCGUGCACAUAUUAUAUACUCUGUGAUCGGUACCCGUCUUGCGUAUGACUGAAACGCUAAGGAUAUCCUCAAGUAUUCUCUGAGAUUUCUCUGGUGAAAAAAAAAACUGUUACGUUUAUACUGGUCAUAUAUCUGCACAUUCAUUUUCUCUACUAUUAAAGAAGUGAAAGCGGAUUGUUCGCGGACAAAAUUUCAAUGGGUGCUUACAAAAACAAAAAAAAAAACUGUAUCUGUGUUUUUCAGUUAAUGACGAAGUAGUUACUGCAAAGACUAACCCACCAGUGUUAACGUCUAUUUUAUUCAACAUGUAUUAAAAGCUGUGUUCAAUGUAAUAGAAAUAAAUAGUUUAAGUAUCAUUUAACAGUUUUAAGAUGCGGUGUUAAAAAAAAGUGAAUUAUUUAUUGUAUUAUUUUAUUGAAAUAAAACUUUAUGAAAUCGAAAAAA
Dimorphilus gyrociliatus is the source of this 2242-nucleotide messenger RNA. Lineage: Eukaryota; Metazoa; Annelida; Polychaeta; Dinophilidae. The record is from the annotation of a GenBank genome assembly.